Molecule: messenger RNA, 712 nt
Organism: Strigops habroptila (Kakapo)
Lineage: Eukaryota; Metazoa; Chordata; Aves; Psittaciformes; Psittacidae
Gene: PSENEN
Product: presenilin enhancer, gamma-secretase subunit
Exons: 5
Coding region: 82-387 (101 amino acids)
Biological process (GO): Notch receptor processing
Cellular component (GO): gamma-secretase complex
Source: RefSeq, a predicted model, not a curated record
GGAGCGGCCGCUGCCCGCGCGCGGGAAGGGGCGGGGCCGGAAGCGGAAGCGCUGCUCGGGGCUGGCGGCGGCGGCGCGGAGAUGAACCUGGAGCGUGUGUCCAAUGAGGACAAGCUGGAGCUGUGCCGCAAGUACUACCUGGGGGGCUUUGCGUUGCUGCCCUUCCUGUGGCUGGUGAACGUAGUCUGGUUCUUCCGCGAGGCCUUCGUGGCCCCCCCCUAUGGGGAGCAGCCGCUCAUACGCCGCUACGUGCGCCGCUCCGCGCUGGGGCUGGGGCUCUGGGGCGUGGGGCUGGGCGCCUGGGUCGGGGUGUUCCAAACGCAGCGCGCCCAGUGGGGGCCGUGGGGGGACUACCUGGCCUUCACCCUGCCCCUCGGCACCCCCUGACCCCCCCCCCGAGCGGGGAUCCCCCCCCGGGAUCAAGGGAUCCCCCCUCGGCAUCGGGGGAUCCCCCCUUUGGGACGCGGGAUCCCCCCUUCGGAACGUGCCCCCCCCCCCCCGCCGUUGGAACGUGGUACCUCCCGCUACGGAGAGUGGCGCCGCCUGCUUGGAGAGCGCGACCCCCCCCAUGGAGAGAGUGGAGCGGUGACGUCGUGUGACGUCACAUAGAGGACACGACACCCCCCUCAAUCCCCCCCCUUUUAAUGCGGGUUUGGAGCGUUCCCCCCGGCCCGCUCUGCCCCAUUCAUUAAAGCCGCUGUGGCUCCGCCCA